AUAUUUGGUAGCAAACGAAACGAAGCCUCGCCGACUCCGAGCCGACCGAUCUAGGGUAAAUACCAUUUCUGCUGCCGUCUGAGUCUGAGUGUGCCCCUUCGACUUUGUUCUUCUCGUAUCUUCUGGUGGUGGUUGGAUGGCGAUGGCAGCUCGGACGGCGCUCGCUUCGGCUUCCGCCAUCUCCCGAUCCUUCCGCGCCGCUCCGGCCCCAAAUCUCGUCCCCCGGCGUGGACUCGCCGGCGGCGGAGAUCAUCAUGGACCUCCAAGGGUUAAUAUUUGGGAAGACCCACUCAGUCCAUCUAGAUGGAAGGAAGAGCAUUUUGUUCUUGCCAGUUUAGCUGGUUGGGGUUUGCUUGGUUACGGAGGAUACAAGCUUUUUGGUGGAAAGAAGGAAAAGAAAGAAAAGAAGGAAGAGGGAGGAGCAGAACUGCCCCACUAGAUCAGUUCAACUGUCCUGACUGUCUUCCUUUCGUAAUGAUUGUUUAGAAAUAAAGCACUUAGAAGGUCAUGAUGGCAUCUUGAAAGGUGACCUUGUUUUAUGGUUUAUCGAGUUUUGGGCAGUCAGACUUCACAACAUGAUCUUUUUUUGUGAUUUAUAUGAGCAGUUUUGAACUCUGAACUCUUAUGUAUUUUCAAAUUUGUUUACGAAUUGAUAAAUUCACGAUAGGCUUUCCUAUGCUGUCACGCAGAAAUAAUAUGCUGGCUUUCUUUUAACAUUUUUAUUCUAUUA
Molecule: messenger RNA, 730 nt
Organism: Ananas comosus (pineapple)
Lineage: Eukaryota; Viridiplantae; Streptophyta; Magnoliopsida; Poales; Bromeliaceae
Exons: 4
Coding region: 137-439 (100 amino acids)
Source: RefSeq, a predicted model, not a curated record